This is a messenger RNA of Trichobilharzia szidati, 4224 nucleotides long. NCBI's taxonomy places the organism in Eukaryota, Metazoa, Platyhelminthes, Trematoda, Strigeidida, Schistosomatidae. The record is from the annotation of a GenBank genome assembly.
AUGUCAAGCAUUGCAACUUCUGGUGUCGUUCCUUCACAAAUUGUGGGAAAUAUUGCCGAAGGUACAAACUCGACUCUUGUUCAGAAGCCACUCAAAAAUGUUCAGGAUUAUGAGUCGGAUUCAGAGUCAGAUACCUCCACAGACAUUGAGGAUGACUCAAGCGAUGAUGAUAAGCGGCUGGCUGACAAUCCAAUACUAAAGGAGCGCUUAAAGCAACUUGAUAGAUAUGCUACUCCUAUAAAACAUCAUACCCAUUCUCCAGUUCAGAUAAUAGAUCAGCAUCCUAUUCCAGGAAUAUAUGCCACAAACGUGCCACCGGAUAAUACACCUAAUAAUGGUUCACUUUCUAUUCAUGGAAAGUCAAGUGGACCUUCUGAGCUGAUGGAUAGCAGUCUAACACCUCCUGAAUACCGUUCUCACCAGUUUUCUGCUGCUGACUCCCCUACCCCUUGCAGUAGUUCCGCUUCCCUGGGCACAUCCAUUACUUCUAAACAUAAUCUUUCCCCACCAAAUACCAUUUUGGGAACAAGCACAAAUGUUUCUGGACCGAUUUCGCAACAUGAAAUACCAGAUGUAUCUGUAUAUGCACAUUCAUCAAAUUCUUUAUCAUGUAAGUCUAGUGAAAUUCCAUCCACAUACACAUAUGGUCAAUCUCUUAAUUCAUCUAAUUUAAUUCAUUCGACUGAUGUAUGUUACAAUGAAGUUGGAGACAAUCAAGCUUGCGUUUGUGAAGUUUGUCAUGUUGUUUAUGCAAACCGGUCUUCCCUUCGAAGCCAUAUGAAAAAGCACUUAAAUCAAAGUAUUAAACGACACCAGUGUGAUCAGUGUCCUUAUUCUACACAGUAUGGCAAGAACUUAUUUAAGCAUAUAGAAUCAAUGCACACUGUUGAUAGCUGUCAAGAAUAUCGCUGUGAAGGCUGCACUCGAUCUUUUACAAAUGAGGAUCUUCUUCGGGAUCACGACUGUAUUGUAACUCAGUAUAACACCUAUCGGUGUAGUGAGUGUGGCAGAGUAUUCAAGACAAAGUUGCGUUUGAAGUAUCACGCAGAUGUACACAACCCUCGGAAGCCUUAUGUGUGUGACAUAGAUGGUUGUGAUCGGGCAUUCCGUACCCCGAAAUAUCUCAAAAACCACCGAGAUGAGUUUCACAGAAUGCAUCCCAAAAACUAUGCUUGUCCUGUAGGACAAUGUGAUCUAAUCUUUCACCGGAAAACCCACUUAAAGCGUCAUAUCGCCACACAUGAUGAUUCUGAAAAGAAGUAUCAAUGUCAAUGGCCUAAUUGUCAACGACGAUUUUGUACUGAAGAGACGUUGAAUCUUCAUCAUAGUAAACAUACUGGUGAAAGGCCUUUUAAUUGUUCUCUAUGUUUGUAUAAUUGUUAUGAUAAACCAAGUUUAAAUGAACAUUAUCAAGUAAAUCAUGCAAAAGACGCAAAUUUUGAUUAUAAUUUUAAAGAUCUUAUUCAUCGAAUACCAUCAACCACGCAUUCGUCACAAUAUCUGUCAGAGACACAAGGUUACAGAGGAUCCUGUGGUGGUGAUGAUGAUACUAGAGCUUUCGUAGCACGAACAUCUACACCUGUUUCAACUGUACGUCACAGAAUGGCUGAUAUUUUAGACUCGUGUACUCCUGACAUUCCUGGACCUCUUGAUGCGGAGAUUAAUGGAAUUUUAGAUAGCCUGGAUAAAGAAUCCGACCUACCAGACUUAUUUAGUAACGGGACUUUGGAGAUGAAUCGUUCAGGUACAGAGCAAAAUUUUACAAAUAACACAAACCUCAACUCUACUAUCCAGGUUUCUCCAUAUCGUCAGAAUAGUCAGUCAUCUUGCCUAGCUACCUUACCACCGUCAUCUUCAGUUAAUUCUGUCAAUGCAGAAUCUGGAACAUCUGAAUCAAGUCUAACAUCACUUUUACCUAAUAUUCUUUCUGAACUUCAACGUGCAGAACUAUCUGGAUCUAAUGAAGAAUUUGAAAAGGUGAAAUCACAUGUUUUAUCUGUACUCCCAACAUUUGUAAUCGGAGACAAGUUAAGUACACAGAUUAACGAAAUAGUCGAUGAAGUUAAUGAUGCCCUAUUAGACCAACCACUUCACGUUAUACGAGCAGCUUUUUAUACAACUCGCCCUUUUAAUCGAGAAGAAUUAUACAUGAUUGAUUUAUUGGAACAGCAAAUGUUAUCUGAGUCUUCUUCUUUAACAGCUCCAAAUCCGCCUAGAAGACGUGGUAGGCGUCCAAAAUUGCAACAACAAUUACAACCCUACCUUCAACGUAUAUUCUCCUUGGAGUCUGGUGCAGCCGAAUCUAUGGCAUCGCAUCUAGUGAAUGCUUCACAAAAAGAAAAGUAUAUCAAUCAUUAUGGUUAUUAUAGAAGUACUGGAUUUGGAAGAGGUAGAGGUCGUGGUAAAUCCGGUAAACAUCCUCCACCUCCUCAUCCGGUAUCGAAUGUAAAACCACCAUCGUCUGAUGUAUCAAUGUCGAAGAAUAAUCAGUAUAAUCAGUCUGUUUAUCAUCAUCAUAAUUCAGGAGGAGUAAACAUGUGCACUAAUGGUGUGGUGAAAAGAGGUCGAGCGGAUAGUUGUUGUACACAAGGCGAAUAUUGUAUUGAACAAAUAUCCGAUGAUAUGCAUACUGGCUUUCCUAAUGACAUUAGCACUACCGAACAGUAUCAUACUCGUGCAGGCGUAAUGCAUACUUCGAAUCAUCCGAAUGACUUGCGUACAACACAUACAGGAAUGUUUCUAAACAGCUAUAAUUAUUAUUCAACUAGAUUUCAUUGUCCAUCUGAAAUAAAUCGGCUAGAUAUGAGUAGGAUAUCCCAAAAUUCCAAUGAGGAUGAAUUGAAUGAAAGUGAAGACGAUACUCCUACUAAUACUACUUUUAAUAAUAAUAAUAAUAACAAUAAUAAUAACAUGACACAUCAAUUUAUGUAUAAUCAGAGUAGAACUGUAACUGAUCAUGAAGACCAUAAAGGAAGGGAUUAUGAUAUGAAAAACGACACACAGAAUAGCAAUAAUAGAACAAAUAGCUCACAUAAUGAAAAAGAUUUUAUGAAUCAAGAUACAAUUGGUGAAAUGUUGGAAGAUUUAGGCGUUAUUGUACAAAAGAUUGGAGAACGUGCUGUGGCAAGAAAACAGCAUCAUCAUCAACAUCAACAUCAUGCGGAAGGGCAACCUCUUAAUCUCUCUGACUUUGCAGGUGGCAAACAACCUUGUGAUUCUAUGAAUAACCGCCACUGUUUUAACAGGAAUGAAGCAAAUUCACAUUCGAUCCAACUGCCGUCAAUGGCAACACUGGCAUCAGGUAGUGGUAGUGUAGAUACACCUCCUAGUGUUGAAGAGACUAGUAGUAUUUCAAAUCCUGAAACUCCUCAUUUGUCUGCAGCAUCUUAUCAUGCCCUAUCAUCUUUAAAAUCAUUUAAUGCAUAUAAUCAAACAGGUAUAUCACUGUCAGAUGGUGGUACUAAGAACACAGCAGUUCCAGGCAGUACAUCUGCUAGUAUUUCAAAUACUUCUUCACAAGCAGUAUAUAAUUCACUAACGAAUAAUUAUCAUCGAAAUGCACCAAUGUGGUCCUGUGAGUCUAUGUGUUUCUCAUCUACUCGUGAAGAUGAACUUAGAAAGUCAGACCAGACUCAUAUAACCAAUAAUUUUAAUCCCCAAACGAGAAAUUCACAGUCUACAAGAGACUUCUCAAAUAAACCGAAUGGAGAUAUGCUCCAAAGUUACUAUCCAAAAGACUUAAGCACCAGAGUUCAGCCUUUCGGUUCUCGUUCUGACUCUAUUCAUCAGUCACAACAUUCACCGAAAGAUUUCACCCGAUCAUCUGAAUCGAAUGAUCCUAAUUUCAAUGAUAUCAUAUCUGGAUCAUUAAGGAGUCAUCAUCCAGCUCAUUUACCUAACAAGGCUUCAUCAGGUUCUUUAAUAUCUACAGCUGAGGCAGUUGAUCACUUACGUUCUCUGUCUGCUUUAGGAGCAAAGUAUACAGCAUGCCUUGAAAUGCAACAAGAAGAAAGUAGAUAUCAGUCGAAUCAACAACGUUUGUUUCCUGAAGAUUAUGCUUACAAUCAGUCCCAGAUCCAUUCAUCAGAUGCCGCAUUGCGACGUAAUCCUACAGAACAAGGCGGUGAACCACAAAUGUCGCAUAACUCUGCUCGGAUUCCAACAUCAAAUAUCCUUGGGUAUAAUGUGCCAUCAGCACUGAACAAUCUGCUUUAUAGUAAGUGA